Molecule: messenger RNA, 1158 nt
Organism: Colletotrichum graminicola M1.001
Lineage: Eukaryota; Fungi; Ascomycota; Sordariomycetes; Glomerellales; Glomerellaceae
Product: alanine-glyoxylate aminotransferase
Exons: 4
Coding region: 1-1158 (385 amino acids)
Cellular component (GO): peroxisome
Molecular function (GO): L-alanine:glyoxylate transaminase activity; L-serine:pyruvate transaminase activity
Source: RefSeq, a predicted model, not a curated record
AUGUCUUCUCAACCGCCUCACCCAACCCUCCUCAUUCCGGGGCCCAUUGAGUUCGAUGAUGCUGUGCUCCAGGCCAUGAGCCACUACAGUGAGAGCCACGUCGGCCCCGGUUUUGUAAACACUUUUGGCGAGGCCCUGUCGAUGCUGCGCCAGCUCUUCCAGACCAAGGACCCGCAGGCGCAACCGUUUGUCAUCUCCGGCUCCGGCACCCUCGGCUGGGAUCUGGUCGCCGCCAACCUUGUCGAGGCCGGCGAGGACGUCCUUGUCCUGGCCACUGGCUACUUCAGUAACGGCUUCAGCGACUGCUUCAAGACGUACGGUGGCAACGUCACCGAGCUGAGGGCCCCCGUCGGCGAGCGCCCUCAGCUCCCCGAGAUCGAGAAGGCCCUGUCCGAGAAGAAGUACAAGGUCCUGACCGUCACCCACGUCGACACGUCGACCGCCGUUCUGAGCGAGCUCAAGGAGCUGACCGCCCUGGUCAAGCGGGUGUCCCCUGAGACCCUGGUCAUCGUCGAUGGUGUCUGCAGCGUCGGCGUCGAGGAGAUCCAGUUUGACGAGUGGAAGCUUGACGGCGUCAUUACGGCCAGCCAGAAGGCCAUCGGCGUCCCCGCCGGCUUGUCGAUUUCCAUGUUUAGCAGCGCCGCCAUGAAGUCGUUUGCCCAGCGCAAGACACCCCCUGCGUCUUACUUUGCAUCCUUCAAGAACUGGACCCCUAUCAUGCAAAACUAUGAGGCCAAGAAGCCUUCGUACUUCGCGACGCCAUCCCCUCAGCUGAUCCAUGCCCUCCACACCGGCCUCAACCAGAUCCUCGCCAAGCCCCUGUCCGAGCGGUUCGCCAAGCAUAAGGAGGUUUCCGAUAAGGUUAAGAAAGCCGUUGCGGACCUGGGCCUGAAGCAGGUUGCCGCGAAGCCCGAGAACCAGGCUCACGGUAUGACGGCCAUCUACCUUCCCGAAAGCGUCAAGGCCGCGGAGCUGCUGCCUAGCCUGGCCAAGAAGGGAAUCGUUUUCGCCGGCGGCAUCCAUAAGGAGAUUGCGCCCAAAUACAUCCGUUUCGGGCACAUGGGUGUCAGUGUGACGGACCCCAACCGGAAGGACAUUGACAAUGCCAUCAAGGCCCUCCAAGAUAGUCUAUUUGAGGUUGGAUACCAAAAGGCGUAA